AUAUUUUUUGACGUAUUUGGGUCCUCGCCUGUUUACGCUGACGUCACAGCAGUUUGCCGAAGGGAUCAAGGACUGACACAUCGGCAUCAUGUUCCAUGGCAUACCAGUUACAGGAGGGGUGGGAGGAGCUCCGGCAAACAAGCCUGAGUUAUAUGAGGAGGUGAAAUUGUACAAAAAUGCAAGAGAACGAGAGAAGUAUGAUAACAUGGCAGAGCUGUUUGCUGUUGUCAAGACCCUUCAGGCUCUGGAGAAGGCUUACAUCAAAGACUGUGUCACGCCCAAUGAGUACACCGCCUCCUGCUCCAGGCUGCUGGUCCAGUACAAGGCCGCCUUCAAACAGGUGCAGGGCUCUGAUGUGGGCUCCAUCGAUGAUUACUGCAGAAAGUACAGACUCGACUGCCCACUAGCCAUGGAA
Gymnodraco acuticeps is the source of this 415-nucleotide messenger RNA. RefSeq names its product VPS28 subunit of ESCRT-I (gene vps28). The annotation marks the transcript as partial. Gene Ontology annotation, molecular function: protein-containing complex binding. Gene Ontology annotation, cellular component: ESCRT I complex. The record is from RefSeq and is a predicted model, not a curated record. Gene Ontology annotation, biological process: protein transport to vacuole involved in ubiquitin-dependent protein catabolic process via the multivesicular body sorting pathway. NCBI's taxonomy places the organism in Eukaryota, Metazoa, Chordata, Actinopteri, Perciformes, Bathydraconidae. The transcript is spliced from 7 exons.